Molecule: messenger RNA, 6804 nt
Organism: Dichomitus squalens LYAD-421 SS1
Lineage: Eukaryota; Fungi; Basidiomycota; Agaricomycetes; Polyporales; Polyporaceae
Exons: 18
Coding region: 1-4035 (1344 amino acids)
Biological process (GO): mitotic chromosome condensation; meiotic chromosome condensation; mitotic cell cycle
Cellular component (GO): condensed chromosome, centromeric region; nucleus
Molecular function (GO): histone binding
Source: RefSeq, a predicted model, not a curated record
AUGGAAUCAUUUGACCUCACCGAAGAGCUACAGGCCAUCACCGACCUCCCCACUUACUCUUUCAACAACGAGGUCGACGUCUCCUCUCUCGACCACUCCGCCAUUGCUCAAGUCCUCGACCCCGCCGUCGACGCUCUUGCCCACUCCUCAGAAUCCAUCGUCGACCCUUCUGUUUUUGAUGCCUACCGUUCUCUGCUCAAGCACGCCUCUGCCCUCCAGGGCGUCCACAUGACCAAGAUACUUGACUCCCUGUCUUCCGCCUACCAGGCCGAGGUCGAAGCCACCUCCCGCGACAUCGACGUCGAAGACCAGCAGACCUUCAUGGCACAUAAGGUCCCACUAGAGAUUUAUGCCUUCCUCCUCCAUUGGUUUGUUAGCGUUGCCGAGAAAGUCAAGACCUCUGGCGAAGACGAUGCCCCCGCUCCCGCUCCUAAACCCAAGCGCGGACGUGGUGGAAAGCCUGCCACCUCUCGCUCUACAGCGCGUAAGGCUGCUGAGGAGUGGACUUGGAGCGUCCAAAUACCUGCAACACUUGCGCUCAUCAACAAAGUCCUCCGGUUGAAGACCCAGAAGAUCUGGCAGACGGCCGGAGAACGAGAGGCCUUCAUCAACUGCGUUCUCCGACCCGUAUAUCACAUCACCGAGAACGAGCAAUACAUGAAACAACAACAAAUCCGGUUCGGAGUCUACAAGGCCAUCUGUCUCGCCGUCAAGCACCACGCUCAUGGCCUCGCGGCCCAGAUCUCUAUCAUGCAGUCGCUCCAGUAUUACGAGCACCUGUCCGAGUACAUGGCUGAAUGUCUCGACGUCCUCGCGCGCGAAUUCGACCACUCUCAGAUGGGCGACGAGAUCCUCCGCGAGAUCGCCAACAAGAACUUCAGCGGCCAGGAUUCCAAGGGCCCGCGCGCCUUCUCGCGCUUUCUCAUCCGCUUCGCCGAACUCGCGCCCCGACAGGUCCUCAAGCAACUCAGUCUGCUGCUCUCGCAGCUCGAUUCGGAGUCCUACCCAAUGCGCAUGGCCCUCGUCGAGGUCAUCGGGUCCAUCAUCCACGAGCUUGCGGAGACCCCGGAGGACGAGUCGGAUUCGUCCAGCAAGUCCAAACACCUGAAGCAGAUCAACGGUCUCUACGAUCUCCUGAUCGAGCGCAUGAUGGACGUCUCGUCUUAUGUCCGCGUCAAAGUCCUCGCGACGCUCGCGAAGCUCUGCGACGGUAGCCACAAGUUCCCGCAGCAGCGUUUGGCGAUAACGCGCGCGGCCGUCGAGGCGCUGGAGGACAAGACUGCCAGCGUUCGUAAGUCCGCGGUGAGCUUGCUCGUCCGGCUCAUCUUGACGCAUCCCUAUGGGAUGUAUGGCGGAUUGCUGAGCGAGACCGAGUGGAAGGUUCAGUACAAAGAGGUGUCUGAUAUGCUCGAGAAGAUGGAGGGUAACUUGGGGAAGGCGGUCGAGCGCAACGAUGAAGAGGAGAGCCAAGCUGAGGAUGAGCAUGACGAAGAUGAAGACGACGAGGAAGGGGAGGACGGGGAAGAGGAUAAGAGGAAGAAGAAGCGGAAGGCGAAGCGCAAAGGCGAUGAAUCAAUGGAAGUCGAUGAGGAGGAAGAUGACGAUACAGAGGACGUAGAAGACGAUGAGGAUGUCCAGAUGCGCCACGGCUCCAAUGCCGAGUCCGACGCUCCGAAACCGCGCAAGAAGAGUAAGAAGAAGCCCCGAAAAUCGGAACUCGAUCUCAAUGCACUCGCAAACGAAGCGGCGGCGCUCGGCUCACUCAACGAGAACCAGCACCUCGAACAGAAGCUGCGGAAGAAGUAUUGCCUGGACGCACUCGAGUUCAUCCGCCAGGUCGAGGAGGGAAUGCAGACCAUCCAGCGUCUGCUCGCGUCGGCCAACAAGCUCGAGCAACUUGAAGCCAUCGAGUUCUUCCGCGUCACGUACGAGUACAAGUUCGAUGCAGCCCACGAAGGGAUCAAGAAGAUGCUCCAUCUCGUCUGGACCAAAGACAACAACGCCACUGGCGAGGACGGCAAGGAGGUCAAGAGCGUCCGCUCGCGAGUGCUUGAGUGCUAUCGCAACAUGUACUUUGAGCCAGUCGAUGGUCUGGACGCCAAGCAACAGACCAAUCGUAUCGCAAAGAACAUGAUUGAGAUGACCUACGACGCCACGCUCGCUGAGCUCACUAGUCUUGAGGAGAUGAUGCGACAGUACAUGGACGACAACUUCAUCCCUGAUGAGGUUGUCGCAAAGCUAUGGCAGGUGUAUAGUUCCGACAGGCCACUACCAAGGGCUCAACGAAGAGGGGCGGUGAUCAUCUUAGGUAUGCUCGCCCUCGCGAAGCGGCAGGUCGUCGCCGAUCGCGUCGAGACAUUGGUGAAAGUGGGACUUGGCGAACGUGGCAAGAACGAUCUGACUCUCGCUCGCUACACCUGUGUAGCUCUGCAGCGUCUCAAUGGAAGCGCCAAGAAAGUGAAGGGCUCGCUCCUCGACAAGACCCUUCGCCUUGACAUGGAGAACCCCCUAUUCCGGAAGCUUCAAGAUGCAAUUGAGCGUCCAUGCCGAUCGAAGGAAUGGUUCCCUAUGGCUGAACAAGCGAUCAAUACCAUCUACGCGCUUGGAGAACGUCCAGACCUUCUCUGCGGAAAGCUGAUUAAGAACCUCACGCGUCGCGCGUUUGGCCGCAAGUCCGCCACCUCGGCCAGCUCGCAGCAGGACCAGAACGUCAUGGACCAAGACGAAGAGGAUGUAGAUCCUGACGCUCCGCAUCAGGCGCAGUCGCAAAAAGACGACGCCAAGGACGCUGGUGACGCUUUUGAGCUCAGCCAGCUGUUCUUCAUCGUCGGCCAUGUUGCAAUCAAGCAGAUUGUCUUCCUUGAACUAGUCGAGCGCGAAUGGAAACGUCAGAAGCACGAGAAAGAGAUGGCCGAGAAGAUCGGUGGAGCGGCUGCAAAGUCUAAGGAGCAGGAGGAACUCGACCAGGUCGCCGGCAACGCCGAGGACGAGAUUGGUGAGCGGGUCCAAGGCAUGAGGGAGCAUGAGCUACUCUACGGCCCUCAGUCUCUCCUCGCCACCUUCGGCCCGAUGCUUGUCCAUAUCGUAGGCACUCCAAAGAAGUUCAAGAACCGGACCCUUCGCGCGACUGCAACGCUGGCGUUCAGCAAAUUCCUCUGUGUCAGUUCACAAUUCUGUGAACAGCACCAUCGAUUGUUGUUCAAAGUCCUGGAGACGUCGAAUGACCCGGGCAUCCGCAGCAACAUAGUCAUCGCUCUUGGCGACGUCGCCGUUUCAUACAGCAGCAUCAUCGACGAGAGCAACGAUGAGCUCUACCGGGGCCUUGGCGACUCAGAUAUGGUCGUCAAAAAGAACACGCUGAUGGUCUUGACGCAUCUGAUCCUCAACGGGAUGGUGAAGGUGAAGGGUCAAAUGGGCGAGAUGGCCAAGUGCGUCGAAGACGAGGACGAGCGAAUCUCGAACCUUGCGAAGCUGUUCUUCAAGGAGCUGUCGACAAAGGACAAUGCGAUCUACAACAAUCUGCCUGACGUCAUUAGUCACCUGUCGGUUGGUGCCCACGCUAUCGAUGAAGAAAAGUUCCAGAACACGAUGAAAUUUAUCUUCGGGUAUAUCGAGAAGGAGAGACAAGCCGAGAACAUUGUCGAGAAGCUUUGCCAGCGUUUUCGGCUUUCGGAGGACCCCCGUCAAUGGCGCGAUAUCGCGUACUGCUUGUCGCUGCUCCCAUUCAAGUCAGAUCGCUCCGUCAAGAAACUCGUCGAAGGCUUGCCCUUCUAUCGCGACAAACUCCACGAGGAGACAGUCUUUGCCAGAUUCCAGGAGAUACUGACCAAGGCACGACAAAACAAAUCCGCAAACAAACCGGAUGCGGAACUCAACGAGUUUGAAGGGAUCCUGGAAGAAAGCCGACGGCAAGGCGCCGAAGAUCAAGACUUUGAGAGAAACGUCCAGACCCAGAAGAACGUCGCAAAGAAGCGGGCAGCAAGACGAACACAACGGAAGAAACCAGCGGCGACUCAGCACGAUGACUCGGACUGAUUUCGGAUACGACCUCCCAUGUCCCUCGUAACGACGCUGGUAGCUCUCAUCGUGUGUAUGUAUGUUGCUUUGGAUUUGCAUUCCCUUGUAUUCCCCCUGUACAUCAGCAUAGGUAGUACAUUAUAUACUGUAAUAAAGUCAAUCGGGAUGGUGUGCAGAAAGCAAACGCUGGAAAAGAAAAACUCCUUGCAAAGCGAAGGUCCGAGAUGGAAGAGACUAAUGAGAGAAAGUAAACCAUAAGGAGAGUGGGCAGCACGGCCCGCAUAACGGGCGAGCUCAAGGUACCAUGAAAGACAUCGACAAUAGUAAUUAAGGAGAGUGGACGCGGGCAAGGACGACUGGCGGAAAUAUGACAACAUACCGACCUACGGAUACCAACUGAUGCAUGAUGCAGGUGGGGGAAGUAGCUGGGGGAAACGUAUAGUGGGGUAUGCGCGUAAUAGGAUAUGAUGACUGAAAGAUGACGCUAGAGUGCUACACGUGAGAAUUGCAGAUUGCGAGCGUGACCAGUCCAACGAUACUCUAAACACCGAACCGCUGCGACGACAAAUAUAGAAAGCCAAUGCACGAGAAAGAGAGGAGAAAGAGACACUAGAACAACGUUUACUCAGAUUUAAAGCGAGCGCCGCCCUCACCGCCGCGCAUGACCGCCUUCAUGAAGGCGAAAAAGCGGCCAGCGUAUUCGGCCGGAGGGACGGGGCUGAUCUUGUGCCUAUCGGCACUGAGCCCCUUCCAGAAGUGCUCAAGCUUUUUAAAGGCACUGUAUGGCGUGAGGAUGUCGAUGACGCCGAGGUAGUAUAUGACGUCCAUGUUCUCGUUCGCCUCAUCCGUUGCACGCAAGCCGCCCUCAUCCUGGUAGAAUAGGAAAUGCUGUCGCUCGCCGGUGUCUUCUUCAGGAAGGUUCAGCGCAGCCCCGAGCUGCUGUGGGUCCGCCUCGCGCAUGAUGCGGCGCAUCGCGAUCGCCUCCGGCGAUUGCGGUCCUUUGCUGACCGUCUUCUUUCGCGAUAUGAGGGGCAUAUCCGGCUACACCGCGUGUGCGUUGAGGGGAGGAGAUGCGGAUCGAAGUCGUAAUGACUCACCGAGAAGACUUUGAGCGUAUUCCUCCGGACGUUGUCCCGAUUCCCCCUCUGCAUUUCGUGGAUGCCCACAAGCAACGAGUAAUCCAUGACACCCAGCUCCUUCAACAGCUCCGAGUCUCUCCUCAGCUGCUCCGUCAGCAACGCCCGCUUCUCCGGACCUAGCUCCAACGUCUUCCCGCGCUUGAUCCAGUUGAGAUCCUUCAAGACGGCGCGCGGAUUCUUCGCAGCCUUCUCUUCGGGGUACUCGCGGCCAACGGUCGACCCCUUGAGGUCGUACGUCUCGUGGAUAUCCUUGUGCGCGGGGAAGAGGUUGUUCAUGAUGACGAAAUGAAUCUUGCGCCCGUGCGGGAGCUUGACGCGGUGGAGUCCGUAGAAGCGCGAGAUGAGCGUGUGCGGAUUACUCUUCACGUGCUCGUAAUACUUCUUUAGGAUCCUCCGCAAGUACUUGUGCUCGGAAUGAUGGAUCGUCUUGAUGAUGAAGCGGUAGUCACGAGAGAAGUAGAAGAACGAUCCGGACUUGCCGGGAGAACCAAGUUCGGAGAGGAUGUACUUCGCAGUUAGCGACAGGAGGUAGUCUGCGGGAUCGAGGUGGAAGUAGUCUUCACGUAGUUCGCGGAAUACCCAAGGCGCGUAAUCCUUGAACUUGAAGUCGUACUUGGCGGAGGGUGUCAGCUCGUUACCGACGAUAUCGAAAGAAUAUUUAUGCCGUGCCGUAUAAUCCUCAUCUGUAAGCGGUCUCCGUAUCUUUGCUUGACAUCGCGAUACUGCUAUCCGGAUGCCCGUCAGCAUAUUAUACAUCAACACAUAGUUGACGUGGUCCUCCCCAAUCAAGUUUCCCACCAACGGCCCAUCGCCCACCCUGCUCGCGAUGGUCGCACUCCGGGUCAGCGCCCGCUCUGCCUCCUGCUGCGCCUUGACGCGCUUCCUCUCCCUGCGAAUCUGCUCUGCCUGCUGCUCGAUGUCAUCGGCGAGUUCCCCAACAUCCUCGAACGCAGCCGGGUGGGCCGAGUGCAUCGUCGCCAUGCGUGCCACGCGUGGAGGAGAAGACUGCAGCGCAGAUGACGGAGCCCCGGCGCCGAUGGUAUUGCGCCUCGAGGGCCGGUGCGGGGUGGGAGGCUGGAGGUAACCAUCGACAGAGACGUGUGGACCCGCUCCGGAAGCGGAGCCGGCGCUGCGUGUGGGAAGGGACUUUGAGAGCGAGGGAGGGAUGAUGGAUGGUGGCUCGUCUGUAAGGGGCGUGUCCAGGGUGCUUUGUGCGUACGCAGACUGGGACGUGCGCAGCGAGGACCGCGUCUCAGCCGAGGAGCGGUGUCUUAGGCUGUGAGCGCCGAAUCGCGAGCGCUGCUCCCGAGACGAGGACGAUACGCGUUCGACAGCGAUGGGUUCCUCGAACGUCACUGGAGGGGACCGGGGCGACGCAUCAGGCUGGGAGGUGGAUGCUGAUGAAACAUUAGCGAGUCUACGCGAGGGUGGAACGUCGCCCUCGACACUAGAGGGAGGGGAGGGUGGGGGAGGACCAUAGCCAGAGUCGCCGCUGCCUUGGCGGUGGUCAUGAAAGGCGGGGACGUGUUGUGCGAGGACGGCGCCGACUUUGUGGAGGACGGGAUCCGGUACGAGGCCCUUUUCGAGCUUGACAGCGUCGUCUGUGACCUUGAGGAUGUGGACUUCCUGACUUGGUGUCUGCUUUCCA